UGAAGACCGCACGGCAUCCCUUACCGCAGUCCUUUACGUGCUCAGCAGAAUUCUUUUGGCUACGUUGCCUGGAUCAAUUGCAAGAUGAUCUCAGUUACAAAACUUAAGGAUUUAGGAGGGGCUUAGUAAAACUGCUACAACAACAACAUAUUUGCUUUCUUCAUGGCUUAAAUAACUACGUGAAUAGCACAAAGAUGUUUCUUAAUUAAAUAUUUUAUAAAUUAUCUUACUUUUUUUUCAUCGUUAAGAAAAAAGGCAACAUAUAGAAAAAAUUUAUUUCACGUAUAUAUGUAUGUAUGUACAUAUACAUAUGUAUAUGUAUGCACGAAUAUGUACACAGAUAAUAAUAAAAUAUGUCUUCACUAAUGAUUUAAUUUCUUUAAUAACAAAAAGGGAAUGUACUGAAAGUAAAUGUGAAAACCCCUUACAAGUGCAACCUUUCUUAACCUUGCACACGGAUCUCCAGGCUCUCAUUUGCACUAUCUUUACAAUCUGCUUUUGCGCCCCUGCGCACCUUUUUUGAUGAUCGCAUAGUUAUAACUAAAGUUAUUGUAAAAUCAUGGAUACAUACAUACGUAUUUCACCUUGAAUAAAUAGGCUCUCAGGCUUUUCACGGAACAUUGCCCAAAAUAUGCCUGCGAGUGUUUAAUAUUUUACAUUAUUAAAUUACAAAACAUUUCCAUCGCUCAACCCUCCUAAGCACAAUUUGAGAGCUCGACGUCAACUCAGCUUUAAUUCUAAGAGCCUGAUCUUCCUAUUAUAAUGAGAAACAAUAAGCUGAGCUUUCUCCUCUCGUAUCUAUCAUCAAGUAAAUAUUCAGUGUACAAUCGCUUAUCACAAUAGUACAGCCGUUUCAUAGUCAUUAGUUAUUGCUUGAUAAGGGCAUAACCAGCCAAUCCAUUUGCUCCCUUAAUCACUGGAUACUUAGCCAAUAACGGAUGAAGAUGUUCGCUAGACAAUUCAACAACAGCAUUUUGCACAAAUUACUUGUUUCGCGUCACUUCCCGAUGCCUCAGCGGCUACUUAGUGCAUCUGUGGCAGAGGGAAAUGUGGUCGUUGUGCAGGAGCCGAAUGGUGGUGCACCUUUAAAAUUUCCCAGUGUUUGGUUACGCGACAAUUGCCAGUGUAACUGCUGUUUUCAUAAAAAUACCAAGAGUCGACAGGCAAACUGGAUUCGUGGCAAUGUGGAAUCACGCAUCCGGAACAUAAGUGGUGGCCAUGAAGAGGAUGUAGUGGCUAUUGAUUGGUUCGAUGACCACAAAUCGGUCUUCAAACUAGACUGGCUGCGGGAUAGAGACUUUGCACCAACUAAUCGCGAACGCUACAUUGAAGAAGUUUAUAAGCCAUCCUACCAACUGUGGUCAAAACCGGAUUUCCCAAAGGUGUGGCGCACUUUCGAGUUUAAGGAUGUUAUGGAAAAAGAUGGAAGUUUCUUGCAAUGGUUGGAGUCAUUAGCGGUACAGGGGUUUUCAAUUAUCAAAAAUGCGCCACAUGAUGUAACUGUGGCUAGGCAACUUUCUGAUCGUAUUGGCUUUAUAAAGCGCACCACUUAUGGUGAAGAGUUUGAGGUAAAGUCGAAGGAGAACGCAACCAACUACGCCUACCUAAUGUCACCCCUGCCACUGCAUACAGAUUUGCCAUAUUACGAACACCAGGCCGGCAUCAAUCUGUUACACUGCUAUGUGCAGUCUCUUUCUCACGGUGGCAGUAAUCUUUUGGUCGAUGGUUUCUACGUUGCAGAAAGAUUACGCAAGGAAUUUCCAAAUUUUUUCGAAAUACUGUUAAAAACGCCAGUUGAUUGGUAUGAUCUCGGCAAGGACAGUGGCAUAUCGUUCCAUAAUAUCUGGCGCUCACCAAUGAUUUCUUUGGAUGUGGAUGGCCGUUACCAUCGCAUUAACGAAAACAGCAUGAAGCGGGAUAGUCACUUCACGAUAGCACUCGAGGAUGUGGUACCCUGGUACGAAGCUUACGACAAAUUCAUUGAAUUAGCAUACGCAGAGACUGUGGAAUUUAAAAUCACACCUGGCGAAGUUUUUGCCUUUAACAACAAGCGUAUGUUGCAUGGACGCACUGCGUAUGAAGAUUCGCCUACGAACAAACGACAUUUGAUAGGUGCCUAUGUUGAUUGGGACAUUAUCUAUUCUAAGAUACGUAUCCUUAGGUCACACAAAAAAAAAACAAAAUGGAAUUAAAGUAGAAAAAUAAAUGCAUAUACACGUAGAUUGCAUGAAUACUA
This is a messenger RNA of Anastrepha ludens (Mexican fruit fly), 2236 nucleotides long. Its product is annotated as gamma-butyrobetaine dioxygenase. The transcript has 4 exons. Gene Ontology annotation, molecular function: oxidoreductase activity. NCBI's taxonomy places the organism in Eukaryota, Metazoa, Arthropoda, Insecta, Diptera, Tephritidae. Bases 939 to 2192 code for a protein of 417 amino acids. Gene Ontology annotation, cellular component: mitochondrion. The record is from RefSeq and is a predicted model, not a curated record. Gene Ontology annotation, biological process: carnitine biosynthetic process.